AUGGGAGACUGCCAGAAGCGUGGAGGUGUCUCGGAUCAACUCCUCAGCCAGCACAAUGAGGCGGUGUCGCUGGUAUCCGACAGGAUCGCCAGCUUCCAUGCCCGCCAAAUCCCCUUUCGUAUCUUCCAUGGCAACACCAACUCGACUCGCCUCAGCGACCGCACACGGGACGCCACGGUCGACAUCUCGACGCUCGAUCAUGUCAUUCGGGUCUCACCGUCGAAGUGUACAUGUCUCGUGGAACCCAGUGUCCCCAUGGAUCGUCUUGUCGCCGCCACCCUGCAGUACGGCUUGGUACCUCCUGUCGUGCCAGAGUUCCCGGGCAUCACGGUCGGAGGUGGCUUUGCCGGCACAGCAGGGGAGAGUAGCAGCUUCAAGUACGGGUUCUUUGACAGGAGCGUGACCUGGUUCGAGGUGGUUCUCGCUGACGGCAAAGUCGUGACGGCCUCAGAGACGGAGCGUGCAGACUUGUUCCACGGCAUGGCCGGAACGUUCGGCACACUGGGGAUCAUCACCCUGUUCGAGAUGCGUUUGAUCCCGGCAAAAGGGUUUGUCGAAUUGUCGUAUAUCCGGGUCGGAGGUAUUGAACACGCAGAAGAAGUGAUCAGGCAGGUAACAAAGCAGGGGGACGCGGAUUUCCUCGACGGGAUCAUGUUCGCCCCUGAGAAGGGCGUGAUCAUGGCGGGCCGACUGGCUGAACGAAGCGAGAAGAACAAGGACUUGCCAGUUCUCACAUUCACCAAGCCCUGGGACCCGUGGUUUUAUCUCCACGCCGAAGAAAGAAUGAAUAGCACCGAAAACACCAGCUCUAUGUCUCCAUCUCCAUGCUCACCGUCUACUCCACGCGACCUCGUCCCCUUGACGGACUACCUCUUCCGCUACGACCGUGGCGCCUUCUGGACCGGUCGCUUUGCAUACACGUACUUCUACGUCCCCUUCACACGUACCGUCCGCUGGUUGGCAGACUACUUCAUGCACACACGCAUCAUGUACCACGCGCUACACCGCUCGGGUCUAUACCAGCGCUUCAUCAUCCAAGACAUGGCCCUCCCGAACAAAAACAUUCCGGAAUUCUCCCACUGGUUGGACCGGGAAUUGCCGCACAUAUAUCCGCGCUGGCUGUGUCCCUUAAAGCAUGGGGCAAGCGUGAGCAUGAAUCCCCACCUCCGCAACCAGCCUUCAUCGGCGGUGGACUUCGAUCCAAGCUCGACCUCAACAACAACAACAACCCCAGACGCGAAUCAGAGGAACAUCGAGGGCGAUGAUGACGAUUUCGACAACACGCUGCUGAACAUCGGCGUCUGGGGAGAAACACCGUCCAACACCCUUCACGUCACGAUCAACCGGCUGAUCGAGGCCAAGCUCAAGUCCCUAGGCGGGAUGAAGUGGCUGUACGCGCAGACGUUCUACACCGCCGACGAAUUCUGGUCCAUCUACGACAAGAGGUGGUACGACGCCCUGAGGAAGAAAUACCACGCCGAGGGAUACAUCCCGAGCGUGUACGACAAGGUCCGGACAAAGGACUUGUUCGAGGUUGACGGCGAGGGGCGGGUGUUGCGCGACGCCCGCAUGCCGGUGGAAAAGGGCGUGUGGAGAAUUUGGCCCAUCGCCGGAGUCUACGGGGUCCUGAGCGCUUUGAAGGGCGGCGAUUACUUGCGGAAGCGAUGA
Molecule: messenger RNA, 1668 nt
Organism: Fonsecaea erecta
Lineage: Eukaryota; Fungi; Ascomycota; Eurotiomycetes; Chaetothyriales; Herpotrichiellaceae
Exons: 1
Coding region: 1-1668 (555 amino acids)
Biological process (GO): steroid metabolic process
Cellular component (GO): cytoplasm; membrane
Molecular function (GO): Delta24(24-1) sterol reductase activity; FAD binding
Source: RefSeq, a predicted model, not a curated record